Messenger RNA from Symbiodinium pilosum, 6339 nucleotides. The record is from the annotation of a GenBank genome assembly. NCBI's taxonomy places the organism in Eukaryota, Dinophyceae, Suessiales, Symbiodiniaceae.
AUGAAAAAACUGGCCAUUCUGCUGAUUACAGUGGCGGCAGCCGCUCUGGCGAUCGCAUUUUACAUUGGGUGGGAACGUUCCGAGAGAGCAGACCUCGUUAGUGCGCGCGGGUUACUGGAAGUCGACAAUGGCGACGCACAAUUCUGGUUGAUGCAGGGCGGAGCCAACAAUCGUUACCUACCUUGCACGGUACACUACUAUUUUGAUCAACCAUUAGACGAAUCGCUUGUACUGAAUCGCCUUAAAGAUCUGGUCGCACCUUAUCAGAUGUUCAAGCGCAACGUCGUUGAAGUGGACGGUUUGCCUUACUGGCAGCCUGCCAAGCCAGACUGGCGCCAGAACUUUCGCCGGCUCUCUGCAGAAGAAAACAUGACCUCGGUCAGAGUUACAGCUGACAGGGCGCUUUCCCAGGCGCAGGAGGUGGGUGCUGGCAUCCCUUUGUUCAGAGCCUUUCUGUCUAACGAUGGUCGUCAGCUGACGUUCAUGUGGCACCACGUCAUUUCCGACUUUGAAGGCAUGUUCAACAAACACGCACGGCACCUGUUUCAGGUUGAUAUCGAGCGAACCAGAUUUGGCUAUCAGAUUGAAAACCCAGGACGCGCGGAGCAGGCAGAUGACGCCACCUCCCCUCUCCUGCGUCUCAACAGGACUUUUGCGGAGCGACCCCUCGGCUUCGAAGAGACCGGAUUUGACGUCAGGAAGUUUGUCCUGCCGAUCGAAGAUAAGGCACUGCACGAUCGAGGACGUACCAUGGGCCUGCCAAUGAGCGAUAUUUUUUCGUUCAUCACCAUGCGGACCGUGACCCUCUACCAUGAAUCCAAGCAAGACGGAAUGCAGAGCAGCCUCCGUCCUGUCGUCAGCCCACUCAGUCUGCGCAAGAGUUCCCUGGCAACCGAUGAGGGCAACAACCGGGUGACAAAGCCGUUCCCCCUGGUGUUCCCGCUGGAGAGCGUCGAGGUUAUGUACCAGCGAAUCCUCUCGCUGGCGCCAGCUUCAGGCUCCUAUGACAGGGCGGGCAGAAUGCUGAAAGUGGCACGGCAGUUUUCCUUUCUGGAAGCACCCAUGCGCAGGCUGGGAUCUCCUGACUACAUCUCUAACUAUUUCCCUCUUGCAGACAUGCCGUUUCGCAUGGAAGACGCUGUCGUCACCAGUCACGAACUGAGAGUGCCGAUGGUGCCGUAUGAACGCACCAAGUUCGCCUGGUCUAACUAUAACGGAGAGGUACAACUGUUUCUUCACACCGACCCCAAGCUCGUUGAUGCUGAUCUGAUGGCUGCCUCCUAUGCACAUGCGGAAGAAGAGGCGUUUCACGAGACGCUGACUUAUGAAGAAGUGCUGGCCACUCAAGCCAUCAUGCAAGGCUAUAUCACUCCCGCAACGGGAUCGAAUGUGGUCCCCCAGGUGGAAGCCGCAGAUGGAACAUGGCUGCAGGAUUCGAGCGAAAUCAUCGACAUACUGGAAGCACGACAUCCGCAGGCGCCGGUGGUUCCUGAAGGCGCUCAGCAACGCCUUGUCUCCUAUCUGUUAGAGCUUCUGGCAGAUGAGUGGAUGCUGCCCUGGGCGUUCUGGGAGCGGUGGCACUAUUCCCUGGCAUCCGUUCAGCCGAACCACGAACCCUGGAAUGCACAGCAGUGGGGACGGAUCUUCGCGCCCGAUCAAUCCGGAUUAGAAAGGCGCAAGGCGGCCCGCUUCGUUUUCCGUGAAAUCAUGAAAAUUGAUGAUCCGCAAAAUGCGGAAUCAGGCCCUUUUGCAGGUUUACCUCAGCUGGGUGUUACAGAAAAAACGGUACCAGCCUGGACAAGCAGUAUGCACCACAUGCUGUCGAUUCUGGAAACGCACUUCAACCAGCAUGACUAUGUGCUGGGCGGACGUCCGACACUUGCAGACUUUGCACUCCUGGGUCCCCUCUAUCCACACCUCUAUAACGAUCCGGUGCCCGGUUUCAUGAUGCGUACGCAGUACCCUCUGGUGUGCGAAUGGAUUGCUCGCGCCAACGGAUCUACUGAGGCUGGCGCGAGGAGUUACAGGCAAUCUGGCUACCACCUCGAGCAGGGAUCACUGGUGCGCAUUUGUGGCGCCAGCGACGGAGGUGACAUGCUUCCCGAUGAUACGGUGCCGGAAACACUGCUCCCGCUGAUUGGUGUCUUUUUCGACGAAAUGUGGCCGGUACUGAAAAGCAGCAUUGACGUGCUGACCAACUACAUCGCCAGCGGCAAACAUCCUGCCGAUAACCCUUUGCCCUCCAAGAGCUUUUAUUCGCCGGCCGAGUUCAGGGUAUGGAUGCUGGGUCGCAUGAGUGAUGCGAUGGCUGAGCAUUUCAAUGAUCCGCAUCAAAGUGCACGGCUUGAGGAUUUGCUUGCUGCUUUCCGGGUUGGGCAGCAGAUGCCCGAUGUUCAGUGCGCUACGGCAGAUGAUACCCACUUUGAUCUGCAUGCAGAUCGAGCAGGCAGGCAGAUGAAAGAUUUUGAUGCGGCGAAUAUUGCCGUAUACGCGCUCAGUUAUGACGAGGCAGAUGCACUGCGAGAUUUUCGUGAUGCCCACGAUGUCACGUAUACGCUGCUUUCCGAUCCGGAGUCUGAUGUCAUCAGAUCAUUCGGUAUUCUGAACACGCUGAUCAAUGAGAAUGACCACCCCUGGUACGGCAUUCCUUAUCCCGGCACCUAUGUCGUCAAUGCCGACGGCAGAAUUAUACAAAAGUUUUUUGAGAACAACCUGGCUGUCAGAGCCGGUCCGGAACAGUUGCUGCGCGCGGCACUCGGCCAGUCACCGGAGGCCACGAAUGACGGCGUCCCCGAGACAGUCGAAGAGGUUGAGGUCAGCGUUCACCUUGACGGGGCCAGCCUGACGCCCACUGUACAGAAAGACCUGGUGGCACAAUUUCGGGUCCCAGCCGGGCAGCACGUUUACGCGAACCCCGCGCCGGUCGGUUCGAUUGCGGUUGAUUUAAUCCUGGACGACCACGAGGGCCUGGUACACAGAGCCAUCAUUCGUCCACCGGCAGAACCGCACAGCCUCGCCGGCACAGAUGAGACCUUUGAUGUUUAUCACGAUGUUUUUCAGCUGAGAUUACCCCUGACAGUCAACAAUGCCAGCCAGCCUGAAAUUACAAUCGCCGGGGAACUGAUCUGGCAGUCCUGCGACGAUCAGGUCUGCGGCAUUCCCGUUCGCAAGCGGUUUGCGAUCACGCUGCCAGUGACGGCGUCUCCACCAGUUGCACUGGGCAGCAGGAAAGGAUUAACACAUGAAUCGGCAAUGGUCGCGGGGUUUGCUCAGAUGAAAGUUGCCAGUGCAGCCGGCAAUGCCAAAACCGCUCUGCUGCUGCUGUUCGGCGCUUAUGCCUUGUCCAUCACCGACAGGAUGAUCCUCUCGGUGUUGUUCGAACCCAUCCGUCUGGAGUUCGGCGCAACCGAUACGCAGAUGGGCCUGCUGGGCGGCCUGUCGUUUGCUCUAUUCUACGCAACCCUCGGCCUGCCGAUCGCGCGGCUUGCAGACCGCUACAACCGUCGGCUCAUCAUCGUCACCUCCCUCGGCCUGUUCUCGGCGAUGACUGCCAUGAGCGGACUUGCUCUGAGUUUCCUGAUGCUGUUUCUGUUUCGCAUCGGCGUCGGUAUUGGUGAGGCAGGUGUCAACCCGGCGAGCCAGUCAAUCAUCGCCGACCUGUACCCGAAAGAACGGCGGGCGACCGCCAUGUCGAUCCUGGCAGUUGGCGCACCGGUUGGCAUGAUUGGCGGCUUUCUCAUCGGUGGACUGGUCAGUCAGAUGUUUGGCUGGCGGGCCGCCAUGUUUGCGGUGGGUGUUCCGGGUGUGGUGCUUGCCAUCCUCAUGUUCUACUUUCUCCGGGAACCUGUGCGCGGGGCAACAGACAUAUCGCCGCACACACAAGAGGCAGAUGCGCCCUCCGGGAUCUUACCGGCCGCCGGGUACAUGUUCCGUUCGCCGGCGCUGCGCCAGCUGCUUAUUGCAUCCACGCUCACCGGCAUGGCGUCUUAUGGCGCGUCCACCUGGUUGCCCACAUUCUUCGUCCGCGUGCACGAUCUUUCCCAGGGCCAGGUGGGCCUGUUGAUGGCGUUUCUUUUUGGCGGGCUGGGCGCAGUGGGUACUUUUGUGGGUGGUAGGCUGUUCGACAGACUGUCUGCACCCGGGUUUGAUCGCGGCCUUAAGAUGAUUGCCGUUGUGCAGGUGGCAACGGUGCCUUUCUCCGUCGCCGCCUACCUGGCAGGUUCUUUCACAGGCGCGAUUUUCCUUUUCAUGCUGCCUGCAUUUGCGGCUAACUUUUUCCUGGGUCCUACGCUUGCUCUGAUCCAGACGUUGUCACCCGUGCCCAUGCGCGCCGUGGCUGCGGCCAUCAAGAUGUUCUGCCUCAAUCUGGUUGGCAUGAGUCUUGGCCCCUUUCUGGUCGGGGCAACCAGCGACUGGCUUGCACCUGUAUAUGAUGAGCGAUCCCUUGCCAUAGCACUGGCCGUACUGACCUGUAUGAGCCUCUGGUCCGCCGCUCACUUCUGGCUGUGCGGCCGGGCAAUACGGGUCACUGAAGUAAAUGGGCUGCAUUUUCGAGACGACCCGAACUUCGAAUUUGCCGAUGCCACCUUCAGGCCGAUUUCAGACGAUGAAGACGCAAACAAUCUCGUUAUGUCGCACAGCUCUGUCAACUUUGACAAAACCGGCUUUGCCGAAGACGUCAAUCUCGUCUUCCCGAUAGACCGUUUCCGGGAGCUGGAAGCACAGCAGAAGAUCGGAUCUCUAGCGACAGUGCACUACAGUUUUAUGGGUGCUGGCCUGGACCCACAAGCAUAUGAGAAAAGUGCCUCGCAGGUGGCCGGCCUUCUGAAACAGGAUAACGUCGAUGCGGUAUUCCUGACCCCGGUCUGCAUCAUGACCACCGGCAUCAGUCUGGUGCGUGAGAAUACCGAGAGCAUGCAGCCACCCCGAGCGCUGUGGGUGAGUUUUCCGCUUGGCCGCCCGCUGGGCAAGCCGGGUGAUGCUGCGUUUCAACAUCGCGUUAUCGACGCCGCCCUCAACCUGUUAAAUGAGGAACACGCCCCGGUGCUGGUUGAUUACCCGGAAGAUGCGCCCAGCGUUGCAAUCGAUGCUGCACCCGCCUGCCCGGUGUCAUUCGCAAAACCGGCUGCGGACACAGAUACCUGGGAAGCUGCACUGUUGAACGAACUGCAGACCCUCACCCCAUGGCAUGAUCUGGGUAGACGUCGCCGCAACGGUCGCACGCUGGUUGGUGCCUCCGAAUUUUCAAUGACCGAUAAUCUGCAGAAAUUAGGGCAAUUACUCGACAAUAACACGCUGCCGACCACAGAACUAAAGUGGUUCAAAGCAGCCAUUGAAGACGCCAAGGUGUUCUACAUAGAAGCACUCACUGCACAACCUGGCGACUAUGACCACAAACAGAUAGAGCAGAUCUACUGGCACGAGACCCGCUUGGGUGCCGCGACGAUCGAGUUUGCAGAACGGUUUCUUCAACAUCCUGAACUGGCCGCCUUUGCCAGAAUCAUCACGCCACGAAACGAUUUUGUUGCCGACAUUUCCGACAUCGAUUUAACGUCAAUGACGGAUGAGGACUUUGAAGCAAUCUACCAGGCCUGGCUCACCUAUGGCGUGCUGCGCAUCCGUGGGCAGCAGCUCGACGAGGACGAACUGCAGGCAUUCAGCGCUCGAUUCGGUCCGCUGGAAGAGAUUCCCAUGGGUCGCCUGCCCGAAUCUGAGCGUGCCAAAGUUAAAAACCGUUACGUCACCCAGUUAUCAAACAUCAUCGAAAACGGCAAACCCAUAGGUGGGCUUGGUAAUGCGGAGGCCAACUGGCAUUCCGAUAUGACCUACGUCGAGAAUCCUCCGCCCGCCAGCGUGCUGCUGGGUGUCGAAAUACCUGACGAGGGUGGUGAUACCUAUUUUGCUGACCAGAACGCAGCCCUCACCGCAAUGCCGCAGGCACUCAUCGAACGCCUGGCAAGCCUGUCCAUCAAACAUGACGCAGCGCAUACAAGUAUUGGCAAACUACGGCCCGGGUUCGAGCCCUUCGAUGACCCUCGUGAUGCUCCGGGGGCAAGUCAUCCCGCCAUCAUCACCCACCCGGAAACCGGGGAACAGACAUUGUAUCUGGGGCGCCGCGAGUGGGCUUACAUCGACAGCCUGCCACUUGAAGACAGUGAAGCGCUAUUGGAUGAAAUCUGGUCAUAUGCUGCGCGUCCGGAACAUGUGUGGCGACAGCAAUGGCAGCCGUAUGAUCUGAUCAUCUGGGACAACCGCCGCGUGCUGCAUCGGCGCGACGAUUUUGACCCGAAUUCACGUAGAUUGAUGAAGCGCUGUCAGGUGCUGAACAGAAUCGUAUAG